Messenger RNA from Pipistrellus nathusii (Nathusius's pipistrelle), 2958 nucleotides. The record is from the annotation of a GenBank genome assembly. Lineage: Eukaryota; Metazoa; Chordata; Mammalia; Chiroptera; Vespertilionidae.
AUGUCCAGAAGGAAACAGAGCAAUCCCCGGCAGAUUAAGCGUUCCCUCGGAGACAUGGAGGCUGGAGAGGAGGCUCAGGCCGCAGACAUCGGCCUCCCAGAGCCGGAGGCUGCAGCACCUGAGCCGGAGGCCAAGGUGGAGCCCAAGCCCCUGAGCCCUUCCAGUCCAGAAGCUAAUCCCCUGCCCCCACCACCAACACCGCACCCCACAUCCCCUGAAGGCUCCAAGGAGAUGGAGGGGCAGGAGCCAGAGACGAGUCUGGAGGAGGAGUCCAGCAGCUCGUGGAGCGGGCCAGACGAGCUGGAGCAGGUCCUGCAAGAUGGGCAGAGGUGUGUGCGGGCUCGACGCAGCCUUGCUGAGGGCCUGUCCUGGGGCCCAUUCCAUGGAAGCGUCCAGAGCAGAGCCUCAUCCCCCGGGCAGACAGAACCGAGCCCGGCCCUGACCCUGCUGCUGGAGGACGAAGCCUGCUGGCUGAGGACACUGCCCCUGGCCCUGACGGAGGCUGAAGCCAAUGUGGAGAUCCACAGGAAGGAUGGAGCCCUCUGGUGCAAGCUCACCAAGCCGGUGCCAGCAGGGGGACUGCUGAGCGUGCUCCUCACAGCCGAGCCUCACAGCACCCCUAACCACCCUGUGAAGAAGGAGCCCGCAGAGCCUGAGUGCCUGGCUCCCUCACACACUGACAUCCAGCUCCUGCCCCAGCAAGCCGGCAUGGCAUCCAUCCUGGCCACAGCAGUCAUCAACAAAGAUGUCUUCCCCUGCAAGGACUGCGGCAUCUGGUACCGCAGCGAGCGGAACCUGCAAGCGCACCUCCUGUACUACUGUGCCAGCCGCCAGAGUGCCGGCUCCCCUGCCGCAGCCGCCGCUGACGAGAAGCCCAAGGAGCCAUACCCCAACGAGCGUGUCUGCCCCUUCCCUCAGUGCCGCAAAAGCUGCCCCAGUGCCAGCUCCCUGGAGAUCCACAUGCGCAGCCACAGCGGCGAGCGCCCCUUCGUGUGUCUCAUCUGCCUGUCUGCCUUCACCACCAAGGCCAACUGCGAGCGGCACCUCAAGGUGCACACAGACACACAGAGCGGUGUCUGCCACAGCUGUGGCUUCAUCUCCACCACAAGGGACAUCCUCUACAGCCACCUAGUAACCAACCACAUGGUCUGCCAGCCAGGCUCCAAGGCUGAGAUCUACUCACCAGGGGUCGGGCACCCCUCAGCCAAGCUCCCACCAGAGUGUCUACCCGGCUUCCAGCAGCUCACAGCCCUCCACGGCUCCCUGGCCUCCUCCGACCUGGGCCUGGGGUCCACCUCAUCACCAGGACUGGACAGGAAAACCCUGGACGAGGCCACCAAUGGAGAGGCCAGAACAGCCCCCCAGAACGGGGGCAGCAGCGAGCCCCCAGCAGCGCCCAGGAGCAUCAAGGUGGAGGCGGCUGAGGAGCCAGAGGAGGAGCCAGGGCCCCCAGCCCUUUCGUCGCGGACGCCCUCACCACCCAGCUCCGCUCCUGUCCGGGUCAAGUCUGAGCUGCCCAGCCCCACACCCGGCUCCAGCCCAGGCCCCGGUGCGCUCUUCCUGCCACAGUUCCCCGCCGCGCCCCCAGCCUCGGAGAUCCUGGCCAAGAUGUCGGAGCUGGUGCACAGCAGGCUGCAGGUGGGGGUGGGCGCGGGGGCGCCAGCCGGCCUGCUCGCGGGGGCCCCCAAAGGCGCUACCUGCUUUGAGUGCGACAUCACCUUCAACAACGUCAGCAACUUCUACGUGCACAAGCGCCUCUACUGCUCCGGCCGCCGCGCGCCCGACGACGUGCUGCCCCCAGCCCGCAGGCCCAAGGCGCCCCCCACCCCGGUGCGCGCGGCCCCCGCCCCGCCGCCCGCUGAGCCCGACAAGCCAAGUUCGUCGCCAGGCCCCGGGGCGCGCGAGGACCUGGCCGGGGGCGCGACCACGCCCGAGACAGAGACUGGCGGCGGCGGCGGCGGCCGGGGCAGUGAGGGCAGCCCAAGCCCGGGCAGCGGGGCGGACGAGGACGACGACCCCCGACGGACGCUGUGCGAGGCCUGCAACAUUCGCUUCAGCCGCCACGAGACCUACAUGGUGCACAAGCGCUAUUACUGCGCCUCGCGCCACGACCCGCCUCCGCGACGGCCCGCUCCCGCCGCGCCCCCAGGAAACCCCGGAAUCCCCGCGCCGGCGCUGCCACCCGUACGCACGCGCAGGCGCCGGAAGCUCUACGAGCUGCAGGCGGCCAGCCCCGCCCCUGCAGCGCCGGGCCCCGCCCAGCCCGCGGCGGCCCCGGCUCCCGAGACUUCCGCCUCGCCGUCGCCGCGGCCCGGAAGCGGAAGCGGGCCGGACCUAUCGGAGGGCCCCAUCGACCUGAGCAAAAAGCCGCGGCGCCAGGCCUCCGCCGCUCCCGUGCCCGGCCCCCUGCCCGUGCUGCCUGCCCUGGCCGACUACCACGAGUGCACGGCCUGCCGCGUGAGUUUCCACAGCCUCGAGGCCUAUCUGGCGCACAAGAAGUUCUCGUGCCCCGCCGCGCCGCGGCGCCCGCGCGUCCCCGAAGAUCCCGCCGUCGUGUGCCCCUACUGCCCCCCGAACGGCCUGGUUCAUGGGGACCUCGUCGAGCACUUGCGCCUGGCGCACGGCCUGCUGCUGGGCAAGCCCCUGACUGGCCCGGGCCCCGGCGCAGAGGCCCGGACGCCCUCCCCCGCUGCCCCCCGCGAUGGCCUUAAUGGCCAGGAGCCACCCACCGGCCCUGCAGACGGCAGUCCCCGGCCCGGCCCGCCCUCAGCCCCACCGACGCCUCCUUCCCACUCGGACAAGGGCGUCCAGACCCCCAGCAAGGGGACGCCGACCUCCCUGCCCAACGGCAACCACAGGUACUGCCGCCUGUGCAACAUCAAGUUCAGCAGCCUGUCCACCUUCAUCGCCCACAAGAAGUAUUACUGUUCCUCGCACGCCGCCGAGCACGUGAAGUGA